CUGCGCAAAUUGGAAAAUGCUUCAAGUAGACAUGACGAUAUAUCGGAACCCGAACGUCCAGAAAACUUUAAUUUUGCGGAAGCGGCGGUGCUUAUUCAAGAUGCUGGUGGUGGUGAUGAUGACGAUGUGCAGAGCGAUCUGCAUGAAGUUGUCGAGAGUCUCGAUGAUCCCUGCGAACUUAUCGACUUCACAAACUACAAGCCCGCAAACUGGAGGAGUCUGCAACUCAAAAAUCCUCAAAAAUCUCCUUCAUUUUUGCCACAGGUUUGCUUUGGGCUUGAUAUAAUGCUUUGUUCGUAA
Molecule: messenger RNA, 300 nt
Organism: Gongylonema pulchrum
Lineage: Eukaryota; Metazoa; Nematoda; Chromadorea; Rhabditida; Gongylonematidae
Source: the annotation of a GenBank genome assembly